AUGGCGAUUUUCUUGUAUAUCUGCUCUUUGCUAUCUCUAGCAUCUGCUUCUACGGUGGUAGAUCUCGGCUAUGCUAGCUAUGAAGGUCGCACACUAUCCACCGGAGUCACACAGUGGCUUGGCAUGCGAUUUGCUGCUCCCCCUGUAGGUGAUCUGCGAUUUGCUGCCCCGCAGGAUCCUUUGACUGUGAAGGGAAUACAGCAAGCAACCGAGCAUGGAAGUAUAUGCAUCCCCACAGCAGCAAGCGAAGGCCGGACAGUCCCAGCAGGAACAUCAGAAGAUUGUCUGUUCCUCGAUAUAUAUGCUCCCACAGCCGCAGCAAAAGGCUCAAGCAAACUGCCUGUCUAUUUCUUUAUCCAAGGAGGAGGCUUUGCACUUAAUUCAAAUGCCAACUAUAACGGCACUGGGUUGAUCAAGGCAUCCGGAAACAAUAUGGUCGUGGUCACUUUCAACUAUCGGGUUGGACCGUACGGAUUUCUUGCCGGAGAUGAGGUUGAAAAAGGAGCCAGUCUGAACAAUGGUCUGAAAGACCAACGCAAGGCCUUGAAGUGGGUCCAGGAGCAUAUCAGCAAAUUUGGCGGAGACCCUAAACAUGUUGUCAUUGGCGGUGAUAGUGCAGGUGCUGCCUCGGUGACUCUCAUGCUCUCGGCGUAUGGUGGCAGAGACGAAGGCCUGUUUGUUGCCGCAGCUGCAGAGUCACAGAGCUUUGCCCAGAUGCUCAACGUCACCGAAAGUCAAUUUGCAUACGACGCGCUGGUAACUGCAACUGCAUGUGACAGUAGUCAAAAUACCCUGGCAUGUCUGCGCAACCUCGAUGUCAAUGCUUUGCAGCAGAAGAACAUCAACAGACCAUACCCAGGAGCAAAGGGGAAGCCGUUAUACCUGUAUAGCCCCACAAUCGAUGAGGAUCUGGUGCCAGACUACACGUACCGCCUCUUCCAUGAAGGCAAAUUCAUCAAGGUACCUGUGAUAUUUGGCGAUGACACCAACGAAGGCACGAAAUUCGUUCCCAAGAGCACCUCCAGUGUCGAUGAAGCAGAUACGUUCAUCCAGAACCAAUUUCCAGCAAUAACACAGGCCCAACUUGCCAAGCUCAACAGUAUAUAUCUUACUCCAAACCAGAAGGAGACAUUCCCUGGCGCUGGGGCCUACUGGAGGCCGGCAAGCACGGCGUACGGCGAAAUACGUUACAUCUGUCCCGGAAUUGACUUGUCUUCUAUUUACGUAGCGGCAGGUGUCCCAAGCUGGAACUACCACUACGCAGUUCAGGACCCCGCCAACGAGAGCUCGGGAGUGGGCACACAUCACACCAUCGAAGUCAAUGCGAUCUGGGGUCCGACCAAUACUAACCAAAAAGCUCCAGCUUCGUACUACACUACCAACGCACCCAUCGUGCCUGUGAUGCAGGGUUACUGGACAAGCUUCAUUACGUCUCUAGAUCCGAACACCAAACGUCUUCCUUCCAGUCCGAAAUGGCAGACCUGGGACCAAGGUGGUGAUGCAUAUCAGCGGAUUUUCAUUCGAACCAACGAGACGAAGAUGGAGACGGUGUCACAAGCACAGAGAAGCCGAUGUGAAUAUUUGACUAGCAUUGGUCUUGAUUUGAAGCAGUAG
Messenger RNA from Penicillium roqueforti, 1614 nucleotides. RefSeq lists its product as uncharacterized. The coding region runs from base 1 to 1614 and encodes 537 amino acids. The transcript has 3 exons. Lineage: Eukaryota; Fungi; Ascomycota; Eurotiomycetes; Eurotiales; Aspergillaceae. The record is from RefSeq and is a predicted model, not a curated record.